UUGCCUUUGCCCCCCCUCCUUCUUUGCCCUUUGCGUUGAGUUGCGUUGCACUGAUCUCCAUCUUCCCCCUUUCCCUUCUCUCCAUGGCCACCCUCCCUCCCCUACUGCUACGACGACUACUAACUCCCAUAUAUCUCUGUUUCACUCUCUUCGUUAGUUCCUUCCUGGUCGCUUUUUCAAAUCUUACGGAGCGCGUUGCCGUUGCUUGUCUUCCGGGAUCCUGCCCUUCUCCUCCUCCUUUUGCGAACUUGUAGCUGGCCAAAAUUGGAGGUGUCGAGUGGUAAUUGGAAUUCAGGGCAGAGGAGUCGUAUGGAUGCCGAGGUAGAAGUGCAGCGUGAGGCGGAGUAGGCCUGAAGAAGACAACAUGUUGGAAGAACAGUUGGCGUUUUACUUGGAGAAGUACCUUGGCGCGUAUAUCAAUGGACUCUCCAAGGAAGCGCUCAAGUUCUCUGUCUGGCAAGGAGAUGUGGAGCUCACAAAUAUGCAGCUUAAGCCGGAGGCUCUCAAUGCUCUCAAGUUGCCAAUAAAAGUCAAGGCGGGAUUCCUUGGGUCUGUGAGACUUAAGGUCCCGUGGAGCCGUCUCGGACAAGAGCCUGUGGUAGUUGAACUUGACCGCAUUUUUAUACUAGCCGAACCUGCGACCAACGUGAAAGGAGGUGAUGGCGACUCGGUGCAGGAAGCAAAGAGCCGACGUGUGAGGGAAGAGGAAGAAAAGCUUCUGAGGAGCAAGGCAGAGCCCACGAGAAAAGCUGAAGAGGAGAGCAACUCCUCAUGGCUAGGGUCGUUAAUUGGCACUGUUAUUGGAAACUUGAAGCUGUCCAUUACUAACAUCCACAUUCGAUAUGAGGACGAAGAGAGCAACGCUGGGCAUCCUUUUGCUGUGGGUCUAACGUUAGCCAAGCUAGCCGCUGUCACCGUGGAUGAAGAUGGAAAAGAGACUUUUGUCACUGGUGGUGCACUUGACCGUGUGCAGAAGUCUGGAGAGCUGAAUCGAUUGUCCUUCUAUUUCGAUGCAGACACCAAAGCUUGGCCUAUGGAAAAAUCUUGGGAUGAGAUUGUGCCGCAGGAUUGGAGCAAGGUGUUUCUACCAGGCAUUGCGGAAGAACCAUCUGCUUAUGGGAGAGAGAAGCCUCCCUGGAUAGCAGAUCACCAGUAUGUUCUCGAGCCUGUUGGUGGCACAGCGAGGUAUUUCAAACUUGGACAGAAGGAUACACCUAGUCCAGAUAAGCCCGCUCAUAAAGCUAUCGCUAUAUUGGAUGAUGUCACGAUUAGCUUGACUGAGGAACAAUAUCGAGAUGUUAUAAAGCUGGCUGAAAAUAUUUCGGCGUUUAGUAAACGUGUGCAAUAUGCUCACUACCGUCCUAGUAGAAGUAUUCAAGAAGACACGAAAGGGUGGUGGCAUUAUGCGUAUACUGCUGUACUGGAAGACCAGAAAAAAACAAGUGGUCACCUUUCAUGGCAUCAGAUCUUAUUUUACUCAAGAAUACGCAAACAGUAUUUGUCAAAAUAUGUUGAGGCUCUUCAAUCAAAUCCAAAGGCUACGUCUAUCAAUGAUAACAAGGACAUUAUGGAGUUGGAUCGCCAGCUUGAUUCUGAGAUAAUUAUUCAAUGGAGAAUGUUGGCUCAUGCAUUUGUGGAUCAGGAGAGAAAAAAGGGUGAAGAAAGAGUUAAACGGAGCUGGUGGUCAUUUACAUGGGGCGGUGUUGAUGACAAUGAUGCUGGUAGCAAAGAGUUUACAGAUAAUGAUUGGAGAAGGAUUGAUUAUGACAUUGGGUAUGAACAAGGCGCACCAGCUCCUAUAGCCCCUGCGGCAGACCAACCCAACAUGCUACAUGCUGUUGUGGAAGUUUAUAUGCGACACAACGGUACAAAAUUGGUAUCAGCGAAUGGAGAAAGCAUUCUGGCGCUUACAGCCGAAGGCCUGAGGUGUGGUAUUAAAUUAUAUCCUGAAACCAAGGUCUUCAGUGUUGGACUAAAUUCCUACAAGAUAGCUGCUCCAGAAGGACUUCUUGGAGAGAGUGCACAUGAAGAGAACUCAUUGUAUGGUACUUUCAUACUAAGUCCAUGGGAUAAGCAAUUGGAUUGGUCGUUGGAGGCUAAGGCUGCUCCCUGCUAUGUGACUGUACGAUUGCAAAGCUUACAAAGGAUUUCUCAGUUCUUUUCGAGCAAAGAAGCUGUAAGCCGAGAUGUUGCCCUUCAGACAGCUGCAGCGUUACAGUCAACCGUGAAUGAGGUUUCCAAAAAUGCUCAGCAACAACUGCAUGAUGCUCUUAAAAACAAGCCCAAGUUUCUGUUGGACCUAGAUAUUGCUGCUCCCAAAGUCACCAUACCCACUGAUUUUUAUCCUGAUGGCCAGCACAAAUGCAAAAUGUUCCUCGACUUGGGUUAUUUGAACAUUAAUACCUUACCAGAGAAUGGCCCUAUUGACGACUUAAGUGAAGAACAUCAAUUAUACAUGCGGUUCCGUAUUCGCCUAAAGGACAUUUCAGCUUUUUUAGUAGAUGGUGAUUAUGAUUGGCGAAAGCAGUAUAAUGUGAACCCUGAGACUGGCAGACUUCAUGUUGUAAAUGAUCAUGUGCUUUAUCAGCCUGAUAGUGUAGAAAGUCUAAAGAACCGUGGAGAUAAAGACACUGGCGCUUCUGAAGGGAAACGAGAUGAUGAUGGAGGUUUAUUCUUCUUGCCUAUGCUGGAGAAAACUGGAAUAACAGUUGCGCUUGAACAGAUUUGUGUGCCACACCCAAAUUACCCUACGACUAGAGUGGCAGUAAGGUUGCAGUCCCUCGGAUUCCAAUUCUCUCCUGCACGAUACCAUCGGAUCAUGCAAGUUUUUGGGAUUUUCGGUGAUGAAUCUAAUGAAGAGGAUACCCGUUCUGCUUUUCGACCAUGGGACUCUCCAGAUUUUAAUGGACAGAUGUCAGUUCUCUCCUGGACGGGGGUGGGUCACAGAGAAGCUAAAUGGGAGAGCCGUUAUGGUGCAUUGGCGGGGCCUUUUUUUUAUCUAUUGGAAUCCGAAUCAUCACGCAGCUAUAAAACGUUUCAUUCUUUGAUAGGUAAAAAGGUCUUUAACCUUCCAAAAGAAUCUUUGGGAGGUGUGGAGAACGUCAUCGCUAUAUGUGAUGCUGGGCAAAUUGUUAGCAAGGUGGCAGAAUCUGCUGGAGCGCUUCUUCUGCGUUUUGUGGACGAAUAUGCAAGAAAUAAGUGGCAAGAGCGUUUCUCACGAGCAAUAUAUCGGGCAUCUAGUCCUGUAGCAGUUGCAGGAUGUCUGGGUGGAAGGGCUCAGAAUGAUGAUACGGAGGAAAAUAUUCCUGUGUCUCCAGAUACAGGCCAAACAAAGCUAACUGAGCAAGAAACCAUCUUCUUCACUGGUGUUCUUGAUGAGUUGAAAAUUGUCAUGAGCAACAGUCGUGAUAUUGAGCUCACGUCACAAAAGAUGUUGCUUGCACCUGAGAAACCCCUCUUGGAAUUCCGUGCCAUUGGGACUAAGGUUCAACUUGUUGUGAGCAAGAACCAGAUGUUGGUUGGAGCUGUCUUACAAUCCCUAGAAAUAGAAGAUAAGUUCCAUGGUCAUGUUUCAUAUUCUUGCCGAUAUCUAGCGCGAUCAUACAUCAAGAAAAAACGCAAAGAACAACAUCAUGAAAGCAGCAGGCCCACAUCACCUCACGAACACACUCACCUGGAAAAUCUGGAAGAUCAGAAAUUGAAGGAUAAAAGAAGCGAAGUAUUAAUAAAUAGAUCUGGUAACAACUCUAGGAAUCCCGGUAUGUCUAAGCCAAUGCUUAGUCGCUACAAUUCUUCAGGAGAUGAGCAUUUCUUUGACGCUUACGACGAAAGUGAUUAUGAAAGCAGCUCAAGUACAUUUAGUUUACAUACACGGGACAGUAGUUCUGAUCUUGCGGUUAAGUUCUAUGACGCAAUUGAUGGUGAAGCUGACAAUCAUGAGCCUCCAAGUUUCAAGAGAGAAGUAGGCCUCUUGCCGGGGUCUGCUUCACCAGACCGGAGCAAAAGUGAUCAUGAUGUAACUGAUAUCGAGGACCGAGAGAGCUUCGUGAAGGCCCAAGUUAUCAUGACUUCACCAGAGUCCCGUACAUAUGCCUCUAUUGACAAUGAGGUGCGAAUAUCACUUUCAGCACUGUCAUUUAACUGCAAUCGGCCAACAAUCAUUGCUGCUUUAGAUCUGGUGUCUGCCCUCACUGCUGAGUUCCAGCCUAAGAAAAACGAAGAGUCGCCCUUCACUGUUGGAGAUAGGAAAGUAGAUGCACCACGGUCUCGAAACAAGGAAAUCAAAAGUGCCCCUGGUCCAUUAGAUAUCGACAAUAAAGAUAAGAAUGAGGUUAACCAAGACGCCGAUAGGAACAAGGUUAUUUAUCAGGAAGAGUCCCAGUCCAUGCCUGUAAAUGCAGAUGUGAUUGUUACCGCAAUCGAUCCAAAAUUUGUGGAAGAUGUAGAUGAGACGGGCAAUGUCAAGCUGCCUCCAAAAGAAGAAGAAUCAGUUGUCAAAGGGCUGCUAGGUAAAGGGAAAAAUAGGAUGGUCCUUUUGUUGGUAUUAGAUAUGGAGCAUGCUGAAGUUGUCCUGAACAAGGAAGAUGGCUCACAAUUAUCAACUCUCUCCCAAGACAAUUUUCACACGGACGUGAAGAUUUAUCCAGAAUCAUGGGGAGUGAAUGCCGUUCUGGGUAAUCUUCGUGUAACUGACGAUAAUGCGACGGACCAUCACGGUAGAGACAUUCCUUACCAGUACAUUUGUGAUAUGAGGGAUCCAGGCGGUUCAUCUUUCAUUGAGUUGGAAUUUGUGUCGUUCAAUGAAGACGACCUUGAUUAUGAGGGUUAUGAUUUUAGUGUUACUGGAAAACUUUCAGAAGUGAGACUGGUGUUCCUCAACCGUUUCAUUCAGGAGAUCAUUGCUUAUUUCAUGGGUCUUGUUCCUCAAACUUCGGGCUAUGUGAUGAAGCUAAAAGAUCGCGCCUCAGAUUACGAGAAACUUUUUUCUCAGUCAGAGAUAGAGGGACAACCAUCACUGAAGUUAGAUAUUUCUCUCUCGAAGCCUAUCAUCAUAAUGCCACGAGGAACUUACAGUACUGAUUUCAUGGAGCUUGAUAUUCUACAUAUCAACAUUCGUAGCAGCUCUGAAUGGACUGGUGGUGGGAAGGAGCAACUCGGAGCAAUUCACUUGGAAACAAUCAAGCUUGAUAUUGAAGAUGUCAGCCUAAACAUUGGAGUUGGAAAUGUUAUUGGGAAUGAGAUUUUUGAUCGAGCGAGAGGCAUCGGUUUGGUAGUAAGACGACCCUUACGUGACCUUUGGCAUGAGGUGCCAAGUAUCGAAGGAACAGUCAAGAUUGAAGAGCUUCGAGCAUCACUCUCUGACAAGGAGUACCAGGUGAUAACUGAGUGUGUAACACAGAAUAUGGCCGAAGUACCAGAUUUACCUCCUACUCUGUAUGAAAAUGAAUCCUUGGAGGGUGGAGCUCCAGAGUUAGCAGGAGAAGAUGCUAAUGGGGCAGAUGUUGUCACUGAGGAUUUAGAAUCAGAGGACAAUGAAGGUCACGGAAGGAGGAGCUCGCCAAUUGAGAAACCGUACACAACUAUCAAAGUUGGUGUGGGGAUUGAUCUGGUUGAGCUCCGUUUAUUUAUUGGCGGCGCUAGAGAUGCAUCUCUCGCAACUGUCCAGGUAAUUGGCGCAUGGGUUUCAUACAAAGGAAAUAACGUUGAAGAAUCAGUUUUCAUGGCAUCUCUGGAAAGGCUUAGUCUCAAAGAUGAACGUGAAGGAACCGAUCCGGAAAUGCAGUAUAUGAUUGGGCAUGCCGAUGAUCAGGCACCAAGCUCUUUAGGGGAUGACCUUCAUCACUUUCGAAGAAACAGGGAAAACAAAACUGAAGAUGAGACUGCAGCUGGAUCCUCCAACACAUCGCCUGGGUGGGGAUCUGGUUUGACGAUGCUUGUAGUCGAUGCGAAAUUAUGUCCAACAAAACAAGAAAUUUUUCUUCGCAUUCAGCGUCCUCGGGUAGUGGUUGCCUUUGAUUUCCUGUUGGCGGUUGGCGAGUUCUUCGUCCCAUCAAUGCACACGAUGCUGGCCGAGAAGGGAGAAGAGGAUCCUCUGGACAUGAAGAAUGGGAUUUUCCUGAAUGAUCAUGUAUUUAAGCAGAAAGUGCGGGAAGUUCGAAUUUCACCGAAGAAGCCUUUAGUUGCUGAUUACGAAGGUAUUCAAGAAUAUACCUACGAUGGCCAAGGAAAUACACUACGAUUAUUGAACCGACACGAUGAAGAUCUAGCUAUGGUUUCUCCAGAGACGUUAAUCUUUGUCGGUGAUGGAAAAAGAUUAGUAUUUAGGAAUGUGAUCGUUCAGAAUGGCGUCUGCUUGGAUUCAUCGCUUUAUCUAGGCAGCAACAGUAGUUAUUCAGCAUCUCGGAAUGAUGGAGUAUUUUUGGAAGGACCUCCCGAGGAGUUCGAUUCAUCCAGCAUUGGGUCAUCCCAUUUAGCGGAUAGAAAGGACAUAGAAGAGGUUAACAAACUACCUGUGGAGAUUGUUUUUGACUUACAGGCUAUUGGUCCGGAGCUCACUCUUUAUGAUAGUACUAAUCGAUCAUCUGAAGUUCCGGUUCUUUCGGAGAGCUACCUUCGUGCCACGAUGAAUGUUUUUGCCAGAUUUUCAACGAAGGGAGAUGAUAUGGAGCUUUCAGCAAACGUGAAUGGUUUCACAGUGGAGUCAACAAGUGGCGUUAGGGUCUUGGAGCCUUUUGAUGCUCAAGUGGCUUAUUCCUUGAUGACUGGGACUCAAAACAUCCGUCUUGGCACGACAGAUAUCAAUACGAACUUCUCCUUCAGCAUUCUGCAGCUCAUUUUACUCCUGCAGGAUGAUUUCAUGUCGAUCAUGCGUAUCACAUCUGAACAGGUUACGAUACAAUGCUCAGAGUUCGAGAAAAUAUGGGUACAUGAUGACUCUGAAAUCGCAGCGGGUGGAUUACACCUAGCUUUCUGGCACCCUCGACCACCACCUGGAUUUGCAGUGCUUGGUGAUUGUGUAACACCUAUGAAUAAACCUCCAGCAAAGGCCGUACUGACAGUGAAUAUGGCUCUAGUACACGGGAAGAGACCUUUGGGAUUCAAACGUGUAUGGUCAUCAAUCGAAUUUGCACACGAAGUUUCCCAGAAGACUCCCAUAGGUGGGAGAGCCAUACAUUUAAAUGAUAGUAGUAAAGUAGAAAUGGGCAAUCCUAUGCUUUGCAUACCUGAUGCUGAAGUGCGAGGGGAACAAGGCUGUUGUAUCUGGUUGCCAAUUCCACCAGAAGGCUAUGUUGCUCUAGGUUGUGUGGUUUGGAAAGGACAGGACGAACCCCCUAAAUCAGCAGCCCUGUGCAUUUUAGCUGCACUUACAUCCCCAUGUUCAAUGCGAGAUUGCAUCAAUGUUCUGGGAAGUCGUGAGACUUCUGGUUCAGGUGCACAAGAGCAAUGGGCAUUUUGGCGGGCAGAUAGCUCAAUUGGCACUUUCUUCUUGCAAAAUGAUCGAAAAGAAUCGAUUCAACCCCAGGCUUAUGACCUUCGCCUUUCUACCUCAAAUUAUGAAUUUACUACCCUGCAAGAGACAGCUCCAAGCUCGGCUAAACCACAAAUGAGACUACCUCAUACAUUGUCAUCCAUCGGCGAAGAGGCAGCGGACACCGCCGGGAUAUUAACAGCAGUGAUCUCAUCGGGUAGGAUAUUCGAGAAUGUGGGAACGUUCAAAUUAAUAUGGUGGGACAAGGGUAGUGGAUCUACUGAUGGUAUCUCCAUAUGGCGACCAAAUGUGCCAUCCGGGUGUGCCAUGCUGGGAGACCUGGCCGUGAAAGGAUAUGAUCCACCAGUCACUGGUCUUGUUCUCCGUGACACAGAAGAAGGGGGACUUUUUAGCAAACCGGAACGUUUCCAAGAACUGGCUCGCAUCUCCAAACAAAGGCAUGUGAACGGUGUUUACUUCUGGAAUCCGGUUCCUCCUCCAGGAUAUUCCGCAAUUGGAUGCAUAGCUGGCAAGAGCUCCCGCCCUGAUAAAGAUGUCAUGAGGAGCAUCCGUUGUGUGCGGAAUGACCUUGUCAGUCAUGCUAAUUUUUCAGAAUCCAGUCCCUGGUCCACAAAGUAUUUGAAGUCGGGACAACAACCAAUGAGUAUUUGGCUCGUAGAGAAUGAAGCACAGACUUUUUUAGUUAAGCCUGGAAGCUACGGUAGCCCUUCUCCACAAGGUGCACUUGGGUUGAUAGCUUUGCGAAGGCAAGCAGAGCCUGACAACUUGGCUGUAACUGUGGAAAUCAAGAGCGUCUCUGCUAAAUUUUACGAUGACUUUGGCGGAUUCAUGACACCGCUACUUGACGUGUCAAUUACCAGUUUACUAACAAGCUUGCACGGUCGCAUGGAGGCAUUUUGCUCAGAAGUCAUUUUUUCAUUGACAGUCACUACGUACAACACUAAGUUUGAUCUUUGGGAGCCUCUCAUUGAAACUUGUGAUGCGAUUGUCAGAUAUAAACAGGACAGCGACCCGCAAGCUCGAGAUCAACCCAAAAUUUCAAGAGUUCGUAUCGAAAUUCCAAGAGCUCGACCUGAAAUUUCUACUGACUUCAAUGUAAAUAUUUCUGUCGCAAAUGCAAACAUGUUGUUGGAAGCUUAUUCCAGUUGGAUGCACCUGAGCAAUUCUGAAGCGUGGGCGAAAAAACGAGAAAUUCAGGAUGAUAUUGCAAAAUCGCAGAAUUCGAGUCGAAGAUUUUUUAAAUUAAUUAGUGAUGGACCUUUGGACCGUAAAGGCAAUAAGAGUUCUUAUAUAUUGGCACACAACGAGAUAGGAGAGCAACUCUGGCUGAGGACUGUCGAGAGAAGUGGCAAAUAUCAAGUUUUGUCUUUACCUCCGAAUGGGACCUCCAUCGUUAAGUUGCCAGAUACUUACUCCAGUAAAGACUCUAUCGAUAGGGAAUUGGUGCGCGGACUCUCUGGAAAAUUCGUGGCAAUCAGGAUCAGUGAUGCUGAGUUACCGCAUGCUCAAGGUAUUGGAGGAAGGGAAUACAUGGCAGCGAUCCGUGUAGUGCCCGUAAAUUUAGCAUCCAAUAACAGGCGGCUGCAGUUUCAGAGUGCUCGAACUAGGUGUGUGAAUCCUAGUGCGAAGAGCAGCACUGACCAAGUGCGCGUCAUUUGGGAUGAAGUUUUUGUAUUCGAAGUCCAAUCAGGGGAAGUAAAUCGUGCCCAGAUUGUCGUUACUGACCUCGCCAGAGGAUCACCUAUUGGAUAUUGCUCGUUGGAGCUUAGUGAAAAAGGAACUUACGGAGUGAAAAAGAUUAAGAGUGACUUUGCUUGUUUGUCCUCAUUCCCGCUAAGAUCUGAAACUUUGUAUCCGCCUGAAAGAGAUCAGGAGGAGGCUGGUUUGCUGGGUGAAGAUGGUGAAUCUCUUGUUGAAAAAGAACAUCAAGGGCGCAUUAAUUUGGCAAUUCAUAUAUUUUCCGCGUAUAGAGACGAAGGCGAUAUUGAAGACUCUGAGGAUACUGACUCUCUGCAAGACGAAAACUUGCAGAUGUUCGGCACAAUAGAAGUUUCUGCUACUAAAAAUGGACCCUGGUCUUCUCUAAGACUAAAUUAUGGACUUGGUCCAGCACCCUGGCACUUAGGGAAGGACCAUUUUGCUAGUGAAAUGGUUGUCAAUGAUGGAGUGAAGCAUCUUUUUGUUAGAAGUCUAGUGACAAUUAGGAAUGAAACAAAAUAUCAACUUGAAGCUCGUCUAUGCCCGGAUUUUCUUGUGGAUCAAGAAACGGAUGCGAACAUUUUGGACGCCAACAAUUCUGAGAGUUCUCUUGAGGAAGAACUCUUUGAAAAUCAGAGAAUUCAGCCAGGGAAAGGAUGGGGUCCUCCGACGAUGCCCGCAUACCCAGGCCAGUGGUGCACACGCGACCUUUCUAGAUCCUUUAAGGAUUUAACUCAACUCUCACUUCCGGAUGGUUGGGUUUGGAUAUCCGAUUGGCGACUUGACAGAACUGGUAAGGUUGACCACGAUGGAUGGGGAUAUGCGAGUGAUUUUCACGCGUUCAAGGGUUGGCCACCAAUUGGUAAUUUUGAAAAAGGCACCAUGUUAGUGAGACGCCGCAGGUGGAUUCGUACAAAGCUACGGAAGGAUGGUACCAAGAAUAUGGUGAUCUCGCUUGGCACCUUAGAGCCUCACUGUUCUGUGGCCUGCCCUAUUGGAAGUCUACGACCAGGCGGAUCAGAUUAUGUUGUUCAGGUGAAACCUCGAGUUGGAUCAGUAAACAAUGGCGUGGCGUAUAAUUGGAGUUCAGUUACAUCAUAUAAAGAUAAACUUGAGCUGAGUAUAGCCAGGAAACCUACAAAAGAGCUCCGUAUACGUGGGCUUCAAAACACUGAGGAACUUUUACACUGCUCAGUUUUAGCGAGCAGCAGCAGCAUGGAUAAGACAGAUGUUUGGCUUUGUGUUGAGUGUAAAGCAAUUGAGGUGGGAAAAACCAGUCAACUGGAUCCUAUUGAGGAUUGGCGUUUAAUCAUCUCCGCUCCGUUAGAGCUUGUCAACUUCCUACCCGUAGCAUGCUCGUAUACGGUUUCAGAAAAGUACAAUGGAAAGGGACUUGUGCCAAUACAAAGUGGAUCGGUUAAGCCUGGGGAAUCGGAGGCUAUUUUUCAUGCUGACUUGCGUAAUUCUCUUUAUCUGAAGUGGAUACCAGAGGGUAGCUGGGUGCCUAAGGAAGACGACGUAUUAAUCUCACAGCCAGGAAAAGAUCCAGCGAAGAGAGUAUUUGUGACAGAUGGAGGGAGGGAUUUAGCUAUUCAUAUGCAAUACGACAGUGGGAUCAGGGAUAUAUCUGCAAAAGUUAUUCAAUUUCAUGUUCCAUGCUGGCUAGAUAGUAUUGGUUGUCCUUCUCUGAAAUACAGCCUAGUUGGAAACCAUUAUCACGGGCGAAGGUCGAGCGAGAAAAGUUGGCUUACCAGGAAGUCCUUGGAGGAGAUUGUUGAAGAGGAUACGCACCGACAUCCAAUUAUGCUUUCCAACUAUGAUUGCACGACUAUGGGACUAGCAGUAGCUCUGUCUGGAUCUGAAUGCACUCAGUUUGGCCCUGUUGCAUCCUUGGACGCUCUAGCCGAUCCUAACGGGAGUGUGGAUCUCCUAGUUUUUGAUGGUGAACAUUCACACUUUAAAUUCCUCGUUACGACAACAUCGCAUCCACACGGCUUUGCACAAACGCAGGUGGUCCGUUUGCGUCCAUAUACGUUGUUCACAAAUCAACUUGGGGCACCUCUUGAGCUGAGGCAAGCGGGUGGGGACGAAUCAAAGACCCUACAUUCUUGGGAUUGGCAAACCGCAUUUUCAUUUCAAGCAAUCCAGGAUCCCCUUCAGUUGCAGAUACGACUGAAAGGAUCAGACUGGUCAUUCCCAUUUGCCAUCGAUGAUAAAGAGAUUAUGGACAUUAGUGUUCGUCAUGGAAAUGGAGGAAGACAAUCAGUUCGACUUGAUGUCCGAGGGCAUGAUGCUGGAUCUCAAUUUUUGGCUGUUUUUCAGCUAGGUUCAUCUCGCGGUCCUUACAGGGUUGAAAAUAGAACAAGUCAGAUGCGACUCAAAUUUCGUCAGUUAGGUCUAGAUGAAAGUGCCUGGAGGAGCGUAAGACCACAUUCGUCGGCCACCUUUGCGUGGGAGGAUCUCCAAGGUGAAAAGGUCUUGGAAGUAAGCCAAGAAGGAAGUGAUGCCUCCCAAAUUGUUAGGAUAGAUCUUGACAAAUUGGGUGAUCACCCUCUUUUUAACGGCAACGCGUUUGUCUCUUUCAAUAUUUGCGUUCGGAUUGUGGAGUCUUCAGAAGCCAAAGUAGUAAAGUUCUUUGAUUCAGAAAUAGGGACCCAAGAGUAUGAAAGCGCUGAUAACAGUGAAAUCGAACAACUGCUUCCAACUCAUGGUGCUACGGAAUCCAUACAAGAUGACCAAGAAAGGUGCUAUGAUGCUCCAUCACAAACAGAGAUUGCCUUGGGUAUUGGCAAAUUUGGUCUAUCAAUUGUUGACCAGCAACCUCGGGAGUUGGUUUUCCUUAGUAUGGAGAAAGUGGACAUUGUCUUUGCAUCUGGACUAGGCGACAACGUCAGUAGGUUUACAGUAAAGGUGGGCUACAUGCAAAUAGAUAAUCAACUUCCUCUUACACCCAUGCCUGUAUUACUAGCUCCUGAGCUCCAUGAAGAGGACUUUGUUAUCAAGGCCAUUGCAUCUAUGAAGGUAGAGACUAAUGAAGCGAUCCAAGUUUAUCCAUACCUUGGGUUGAAGUUAACUGGAAGCGCAUGGCGUAUCAAUAUACACGAAGCAUUAAUUUGGGCAUUUUUGGAGAUGUUUAACAAUUUGCAUCUUGAUCGUCUCUCAUCGGACUCGCAAGUUGUCCAAGUGGAUCCAGAAAUACGCAUUGAGACGUUGGACAUGGCUGAGGUGCGAUUGAAGAUUUCAGUAUACACAAGCCCUGAUCAGCGGCCUCGAGGAAAGCUUGGUAUCUGGGGUCCUGCAUUUACCACGCUAGGCAACAUUUCCAAAAUGCCGAUUAAUUUCCGCCCUGUAUUUCGAGAAAAUCGACGUAUGCGGAAUAGCCAAGUGGUAACUCAAAUUCUAAAUCGCGUUACACUGGAUCUUAUUCACCAACCAAUUCAGCUUCUGUUAGGCAUGGACGUUCUUGGCAUGACAAGUUCUACACUUGAGACAAUAAGUCGAGGAGCCGCAAGUUUAUCAAAAGAUGAUGACUUCAUGCGAAUCAGGGCUAAUCAGGAGACCGCUAGGAGAAUAAAAGGGGUGAAAGAUGGCGUGGUCCAAGGAACUGCAUCUUUUGCUCGAGGUGUGGGCUAUGGUGUGAAAGGAAUGCUAACAAAGCCCAUCGAUGGUGCUCAUGAUAGAGGAGCUGUUGGCUGCAUUCAAGGUGUCUUCAAGGCUUUGGUUGGGAUUGUUGCGGAACCCCUAAGUGGUUGUCUGGACUUCAUGGCUUUAAGUGUUAGCGGCAUAGAUACAAGCUGCACAAAUUGCUUUGAAGUUUUCGACAAGAACCAGAAAGUUGAACGCCGUCGUCUUCCUCGUGCCAUUAAGGGAGAUGGCGUUCUUACUCGUUAUAAUUCCAAUGCUGCCCAAGGACUGGCCAUUUUACAGCUUGCACAAAGCGGCGGCAUAACUGGAAGAAGGGACGUGUUCAAGCAUGCAGCGAUUUAUGCUUUCUCGGAUUUCUACCAAGACCAUUUCCAUUUACCCAAAAACUGUAUUCUCAUGUUAACAAAUCGAAGAGUUUUAAUGCUACAGAGUCCGCCAUCACAUGCACGAGAGAGAAGCAAGGAGCUGACAGAUCCUUGUACAGUACAGUGGGAAAUUCAAUGGAAUAAUUUGCUGGCCAUGGAAGCGGCAAAUGAUCAGAAUCAGGCGGAGCCAACACAAGUCUUCCUUUACCCGAGAAACUCCACAAAGCAAUUCGCUUAUGUUGUAUCGUGCAAGCAUCCAUGUAAUUCAGAUACUCCUCAAGCCACUCAAAUCUGCAGAGCAGUUCAACAGCAAUGGCGAGCAUUUUGCCCAACUCCCGAGGAUCCAACGAAGGCUAAGAAGUCUAGAAGGUUACGAAGGCGACACAAGUUGAGACCAUUAUGGGAAAGUGGCAAGAAUAGCAGGAACAGCCAGGCAAGUUCUAGCCGAUCAUACGUUGAGCAUUCUGAUACCUCUGGAUCUUCUCGACAACAAUGGGAUACCCAACUUGCUUCAACAACAGGGGAUGAAGGGUUUCGGUUUGAAGUCUCUUUAGGAAACCUCUUAUGGAGUUAUAACAAGAAAUCCAACGGUUCUUGUCUGGGGUUCACAGUGGCUGAUAAUAUCUCGUUUUGGCGUCCCGAUCCACCACCUGGAUACGUAUCUGUUGGAGAUGUUGCAUUCACUGGAGACUAUCCGGACAACCAAACUGUAAUUGUCUACAGAAACGACGAGGACAAAUUUGAGAAACCUUUGGGUUUCAAUUUGGUGUGGAGAAAUUGGAAAGACGGAUCAGGGAGUCCAAUUUCUAUAUGGAUGCCAAUUGCUCCAGACGGCUAUUUGGCCGUAGGAUGCGUGGUGUGUGCUGACUAUGAAGAACCCCAGCUGGACGUUGUAUGGUGUGUACACAGUGACUUGACUGAAGACACUAUCUUGGAGGAUCCGGCGAUCUGGAAGGCCCCAAGUGAAGCUCCUUGGCAUUGUUAUGUAUACACUGUGGCUAGUGAAGUGCGAACUUUCAUAGCACUACGACAGGAGAAGAAUGAGAAUACGCCCAAUCCUAGAAAAGUAAUUGACCAGAUACAGUUUUACUAGUGACGUUCGACUAUUUGUUCUCUCUAUUCUUUGGUUUGAAGCCCCAUCUGCAGUACCCUCGAGGAAGUGCCAUUGUAAACAUGUUCUUGUUUAUGGUGUUGGAAUGUUGUGAAAACAUUUAUUUAUUUAUUUAUUUAUUUAUUUAUUUAUUUAUAUUAUUUA
This is a messenger RNA of Physcomitrium patens, 14452 nucleotides long. RefSeq lists its product as uncharacterized. The record is from RefSeq and is a predicted model, not a curated record. Gene Ontology annotation, cellular component: membrane. Gene Ontology annotation, biological process: protein targeting to vacuole; protein retention in Golgi apparatus. Lineage: Eukaryota; Viridiplantae; Streptophyta; Bryopsida; Funariales; Funariaceae.